Messenger RNA from Anisakis simplex (herring worm), 647 nucleotides. NCBI's taxonomy places the organism in Eukaryota, Metazoa, Nematoda, Chromadorea, Rhabditida, Anisakidae. The record is from the annotation of a GenBank genome assembly.
CAUUCAUCACAGUCGCACCAACUUCAUCAGCCAGUGUCAAAACGUUCAGUCGGCAACUGAUUUGUGAUCUACCACAACCGAUCAAUUUAUCCGUUGCUCUGCCAGAUCUAACCAAUCGAAACGGCAGCCAAUCGAGUGCAGCCACCACCGCAAACACGAUCCUGAGCAGCUAUCCGCCAACGUCUAAUGUGGCUCAACAGUCACGAAAUUUGUUCAUUCCCACAUCAAUAGCCAGUGUUAACGCUUCGCCGCAAGAACAAUCGCGCAUGAAAUCCACCCAAAAUCAGUUUCAAGCAAAAGAAGACGUCCCAACGGAACCCAAUCCAGCACAUGCACAGUCCGUGCAGUGCUCAGUGAUUUGUGAAACUAAAACGAGCAAAUCAACACCAACAACGCGACAAACCCUCAAAUGUUCGACUCCCAACCUAGAACAACCACUGCUCAUGGCAAAAACUGGAGCGCUUCAGCCCGCCAGCACCCAGCAGUUUCGGACUGAUACUGCUCAAGCACAGCUAGAGCAGCUAGGCCCAGCACCCGACCAGUCCACUGCUUCCGGUCAGUUGUCUACGGCAUCGAAUGAUGGUAACAGUGGUAGCGGCAAUGUUUUCAACGAGAAUUGUGCUGCAAAAUUGAUAUCUCUGGCGCAU